AUGGGGAUUGAAUUAAGCGUGGUGCCUUGCGACCUUCAAAUGGAAAUCUGUGAUCUUCAGGCAGACCCAUUCUACCAAACUAAAAAGUGUGAUGUCACUGAAGAUUUCUGGAAACUGAUUUCUAAAGAACGUUUUCCCAAACUGCAUAAAUUCUCUUUGCAAAUGUUAUUGCUGUUUGGCAGUACAUAUGUGUGUGAAAGUGCUUUUUCUGCUGUCAAACAAAUUAAAUCAAGAACGAGAGAUCGCAUUGAAAGUACUUCACUGGAAUCGAGCCCGAGACUUUGCCUUACUGAAACUACAGUGGACAUUGAUAAACUUGUAUCAAAAAAGCAGUGCUAA
Molecule: messenger RNA, 339 nt
Organism: Stegodyphus dumicola
Lineage: Eukaryota; Metazoa; Arthropoda; Arachnida; Araneae; Eresidae
Product: SCAN domain-containing protein 3-like
Source: RefSeq, a predicted model, not a curated record